AUGGACCUGGGUAGCAACAUGAUGCUGUGGCAGGGCAGCCACGUGCUGCCCAUGUUCCGAGGCUCCGUGGGGAAGCUGCAGCGGCAGCUGUGCAAGGGCGAGUUCGCCAUGUUCAAGGACAUUCUCAUGUUUGAGAGUGACUUCAUCCAGAUCAACAAAAGAGGAGAAGUGAUCGGCAUGCACAACAAUGCGGGGAUGGUCACCGUGGGCAUCGCAUACACCAGCCCUGACCUCACAAUCCCUGAUGUCAUGCUGCUGGCACGACCGGCUGCGAGCUGUGUGGACUGCACGGGACAUGACCCACGCACCCCAUGCACCCGUGGCAAGGGGCUCAAGUCAGCGAAGAUCUUGGAGCUGACCAGGCUGCUUCCUUUGAGGCUUGUGAAGUUGUCCAUCCACAGCCAUGAGAACAAACAGCUCCACUUGAAGCUGGCCAGUGGCAGCUCUUUUUACCUACAAUUAUACUCCCCUUCAAAUGCAAAAGAAGAUCUGUUUGCACACUGGGAAGACCUGGUGUUCUUCCUGAGACCGCCCGUGGAGGCUUACAGCGGAACCCAGGCCAUACCAGCUUGUGACAUGAUGGACAUACUUAUGUUCGAGGCAGAGGACAGAAAGAGCCCAGCCGCCACGGAGUUCCAUAGAGAAGGUGCCCAAGACCAGGUCAGCAUCAGAAGCCUUCACAUGGUCACUGAGGUGUCUGGGGCCACCUCUCUUGCUUAUGCUGGUGGGGAAGGAGUCCAACAAUAUUCUUCAUGGGACAACCUUGUGCUUAAGGACACGCUGUCUUUCCUAACCCCGGCACCAGCAGGGCCUGACCAGGCGGCAGUACCGGAGGCAGCAGCACUAACACCCGAGGGCAGUGUGAGUUCGGUUGCAGGAGGGGAGACGACCAACAGACCUGUUACAGAGACCUUGGAAGGUCCAGGAGCUGGGCCCUUCGUCUCAGCCUGCCAGAGUAAAGACAGUGAAGACCAGAGUGAAGAGAAUGGAGACCAGAGAGUCUCCCAAUGCCAAGCUGAAGCCCUUAGGAAGGAAAACGAAAAGGAGAAAACUCCCACCAAAAAGCCCUCCCAUUCUGGUAGGAAGUGGGGGGACAAAUCAAUCCCAAGAUCUCAUGGAACCACUCAGGGAGAUCAAAAGAAGAAAGACCAGAGCAGCCCAGGGGGCAAAGUGCAUGGCUCCUCCCCCCAGGAAUACAACAACCUCAGUGUCACCCAAAAGAGGUCUAGAUCAUCUCAAAAGUCAAAAAGGAGCUGA
Myotis brandtii (Brandt's bat) is the source of this 1257-nucleotide messenger RNA. RefSeq names its product protein FAM71C. The coding region runs from base 1 to 1257 and encodes 418 amino acids. Gene Ontology annotation, cellular component: nucleus. Lineage: Eukaryota; Metazoa; Chordata; Mammalia; Chiroptera; Vespertilionidae. The transcript has 2 exons. The record is from RefSeq and is a predicted model, not a curated record.